CCUCUUCAUACCAUCAACAGCAAGCAGCAGCUCUUGAUUGGUUCCUCCCCCCCUGCAUCAAAGCACCUCCAGUGGUCUCUUUGCAGGCCUCUGUGUUGGAUGCUCAUUUCUUCAGCUCAAGAUUUCAAUUCAAACAUGUCUUCUACUCUAAGCAAGAGUCUUGGUUUUUCCUCUGCUUUGAAGAUGGAGGAAGAAGAGACUAUGGUUACCAAGAAACAGGGGAUUGUCUCCAUUCUGGAGUCCGAGAGUGAUCGGCCGGUGACUAAAGCUUCUUCGCUUAGGAGAACUCUCUCAGCUGAUAUGUCCUCCAAGAAAUGGCGAACUCAACAUGGCUUUUCUCCAAUGAAAAAAAUUGCAUCUUCAGAGGAGUUCUCAGACGCCAUCGCGGAUUCGUCUUCCUCUGAAGAAGAAGAUGAAUAUGAAGAGAGGAAGGAGCAAUUCAACCUCUGGGCCUCUAUCCAAGAGGAGAAGAACAAAAAGGAGAGUGAAAAACCAGGGCACUUGGAUACAUGGAGCUUGAUUAUCUCACAAAAGUCACAGGAUGACACUUCAAAAUCACUUCCUCCCCCUUACAUUCACCCUCUUGUGAAAAGAUCAGCUUGCUCUUUGAGCAGAAAAAGCCUCGAGAUUUGCACUGAGAGUCUCGGAUCCGAGACGGGUUCUGACGGGUUUUCGUUGUACCCGCCGGCGGAGACCGGGCACUCAGACGAAGACAAGGCGGAAGAACAAGAACUGCCGCAUGAGAAACAAGACAGAGGGCAGUUUGAUUGUGAGGGACCAAGAGUGCCCAAGUACAACUACGGUGCGGUCGGGAAGAAAGCACCGCAACGAUCUUUCCCUCCGCCAAUUCCUUCUCUUUCUCGCAACGACGGGGCCUCCGUUCGCAUGACGACCCGUCGUGAUAAUGGUAGACUGGUUCUGGAAGUCAUCUCUGUUCCUUCACAUAACAACUUCCACGCCCAACGCCAAGAUGGCCGCCUUGUUCUCACCUUCGCCAACACGACUCCUGCUCAAGCAGAGGAAGAUACAAACGAAGAAUUAAAUGAAUUGGAUGAGCUUGUAGAGGAAUUUGGGAGCUCGGGAGAGAAAAAUGAAGGAGAAGAAGAAGAAGAAGAAGAAGAAGAAGAAGAAGAAGCAGAGAAUGAAAACAGGGGAGGAAAAGAUGAAGGAUUCGUGAUGGAGGAGGUGCCGAAAUUCUCAAGUGGGUUUAUAAAUGUCCAUAGGCUAGCCCUAAUGAUGAACAAGCCCAUUGGUUUAGCUAAUAGGAAUCCAACAUGGCCCGGCAAGAUUAAUGAAAAAGUAGUUAAGUUGGGAGAGGAGGAAGACGAGGAGGAGGAGGAGGAGGAGGAGGAGGAGGAGAAAAUUGAUCCAACCCCACCCCUGGCACAAUCACUGCCGCUACGACCACCGGUGGGCCGGAUGAUUCCAGCACCGCAGUCAGCGGUGGGCGGGGUGGCCUCGUCUUUGAAUGCUUAUGAGUACUUUUGGAGGCCCAAGAGCAUGACAUCAGUCCUAAACCCAAAUCCCCAGUAUCAAACCCAACUCAGAAACUCCAAAAAUCCAGUGGCAGAGGAGCAGCAAUUGAGAGGGAACAACUUGGUUCCUUUAUUAAAUGGCUGCAAAGAGCCCAAGAAGUCUCUUCUGUGGAGGGAGCCCCACUGCAUUGCCACUACUUGAUUUUUUUCCAUAAAUCCUAUCCUUGUGCUAAUUCAAGCAUAUAAUUGUUAUUAUUGUUAUUAAACUAGCAUGAUAUAUAUAUAUAUAUAUAUAUAUUUAUAUUUUUUCCUCUCCUUGUUUUUUCCACUUACACUCUCUUUGAGAGUGUUUGUGUUGACAAAUAAAGGACAAGAAAAGGGAGAGAUAUUGUUUGUUUAAGAAGAUUAGGGGAAAAGAAAAAAGGACAGAGAGAUGACUUACCAGUGUUUUAUUAAUUAUUACAUGUUUGUGUAUGAAUAUGACUAUGAAUAUAAAUUUGAUGAUUUA
Rubroshorea leprosula is the source of this 1983-nucleotide messenger RNA. Lineage: Eukaryota; Viridiplantae; Streptophyta; Magnoliopsida; Malvales; Dipterocarpaceae. The record is from the annotation of a GenBank genome assembly.